UGUCUCAAGCAGUGGCCUCUAAGAUCCUGGUGGCCUGAGGGAGCCUCUCAUUUUAUAUGAAUGCUGUAGGCUGACUGUCGGGUGUUGUGAAACUAUUAAUUUCUUCAUGGAAAGGCAUAAAGCCCUCAAACACACGCCAGAGGAGACGCUACAGGGACCGCUGCUAGCAGCUGGCACAGAGAAGACCUUGGACUUGGCUGAAGUGCAGAUUCCUGCCUUCACGUCUAAGGAUCUGCACUGUUUGCACCUAAAUGUUUGCAGCCUACGACCAAAGACAGAUGAAAUCUGUGUACUUGCAUGUAAAGGUUCUGGUCUGCAGAUAAAGACAUCAUGUACAUCAACAUCAAAUACAGUUUGUCAACCACUGGAGGGAUUCUACUGUAUGGACUCCACAGAGGACGGCUGUGUGAAAGCACUGAAACACACAAGCUGUCAACCAGGACAAUACAUCAGACAAAAAGGAACAGCUCUCAGGGACACUGAGUGCACUGACUGCAGUGAUGGAACAUUUUCAGAUGGGACAUUUACAUCUUGUCAACCACACACACAAUGUGAAUCACUAAAGCUUCAGCUGAUCAAACCAGGAACUGAUUCAACUGAUGCUGAAUGUGGAAAACAAAGUUCAAAUGUGACAACAACUGUGAUCUGUGUGAUUGUGGUGCUUGUUUUAUUAAUUGUCAUAGCUGGAUUAGUUUGCUUUGCAAAGAAGAAAUUAGACGACAGUUUGAAUGUUGCAGGCUGGGAUGUUUUGGCCGAAUGA
Thunnus maccoyii (southern bluefin tuna) is the source of this 760-nucleotide messenger RNA. Its product is annotated as tumor necrosis factor receptor superfamily member 14-like. The coding region runs from base 107 to 760 and encodes 217 amino acids. NCBI's taxonomy places the organism in Eukaryota, Metazoa, Chordata, Actinopteri, Scombriformes, Scombridae. The transcript is spliced from 6 exons. The record is from RefSeq and is a predicted model, not a curated record. Gene Ontology annotation, molecular function: protein binding. Gene Ontology annotation, biological process: positive regulation of T cell migration; defense response to Gram-positive bacterium; positive regulation of cytokine production involved in immune response. Gene Ontology annotation, cellular component: external side of plasma membrane.